This is a messenger RNA of Rhagoletis pomonella (apple maggot), 1254 nucleotides long. Its product is annotated as fasciclin-2-like. The record is from RefSeq and is a predicted model, not a curated record. The transcript has 4 exons. NCBI's taxonomy places the organism in Eukaryota, Metazoa, Arthropoda, Insecta, Diptera, Tephritidae. Bases 733 to 1254 code for a protein of 173 amino acids.
UUAUCGUAAACACGAGCAGCCUUAAUUUAACAAAUUUCGUUUUGCGAUCAAGAACCCGUUUAAUACGGCGGCAAGCAGCUUUAGAACGCAACAAAAAAGUAAAAAAAAAAAAACAAAAAAGCUGCUACCAAAACGACAAAAAAAUUAAAACCAUUUAGAAAACAGCAACUAAACCCAUGUAACUGUGUCGGGUCAUUGGACGCCAAACAAAAACAAUAAUUACAAAUAAAAAAGUAAUAUAAAUAAAUGCCGUUAGCAAAGUGAGCUGAGUGAGUGACUGACAGCAAAGUGUGCGUGCUAAACUAAAAUUGCUGCGCUAUCGCUCGAGUGCUGCUAAAGCAAAAAUAAAAACUAAAAAAAAAAAUACAUUUUUUAUAAUCUAUUUGUGCAAAUAAGUGCAGUGAAUUAGAACACACACGCGAAAAAAAAUUUAAAUUAAUUCAAGCAGAAAAUAUUUGCGAUUUCAUAACUAAAAAAAAAAUUGCAAUUCAAGUUUCGCUAAAAACACAAAUUACACGGUUUUAACAAAUUUUGCCGGUUUUUUGUGUUGUGCUAUUUUUGUUGCACAAGUGUAAUUAAAAAAGGGAAGCCGGUCAGUGCAACUAAAAAUAAAUCAGCACGCAUACACUCGCACUCACCGCGCAGAGUCAACAAACACAUUUAGAAAUACACACACACGUCGAGUGCAAGCAAAGUGAAGUUGAAGGGACGCCGCAGCAACAAUUCGCAAUUAUGGGGCAAUACAAGCAACUACAACAACAACCACACAGUCAGCGGUGGCGCGUAUGCGGUUUGUACGCGUUCGCAAUUUUGUGCCUCUGCAGUGCAUUAAUAGAUCUCACACAUGCUGAAGUCAAACCAAAAUUGGAAAUUUUUCCCAUGCAAGAAGUACAAAGGAAACCAGUUGGCAAAUCAUUGAUUCUAACCUGUAAACCGAUUGUGGCUGAUCCGAAUUUGGUAUCGGAUUUGCAAUGGAAGGAUAAUAUGAAUAAUACAAUAUUGCCCAAACCGAACAAAUACUAUUAUCCACUGUAUGAUUCCAAAGGACGUAGAUUACCCGCUGUCACUGGCCGCAAUCAGCCACCGAUGUAUACGGAAACUUUGUCGGAAAGUUUGGCGCUGAUGAUCACCUCGUUGUCGGUCGAAAUGGAAGGCAAAUAUUAUUGCACCGCCUCCUAUGCAAAUACGGAAUUACUGGAAACGAGCGUUAUAAUUAAAACUUAUGGUAAGUUUCUAUUUAACUACGAGUACUAG